AGCAUCAAAACAACUCGCCAGGACCAUCCAGAAAACAGCGAAACAGGUAUCCGAGGACCGAAUUUCGCAAAAAUUCCCCCCCAAAUGGACGUGGACGAAGCUGUGCAAUCCAUUUGCGACUCGACGGCUUCGCUUACGGAAGGAUGCCGCCUGCCAGUGCGAAUGACCGGUACCAAUGAUUGGCCGCUGGCGGAGAUCAUCAGUAUCAAGGAAGCGUCGGAUAAAUCGGUGUGGUACUAUGUGCACUAUGUGGAUUUCAACAAACGGCUCGAUGAAUGGGUAUCGGAAGAGUAUUUGGACACAAGGAAGGUUCAGUUUCCUCGGAAGGAUGGUUUGGCAACUGGUCAGAAUACAGGAGUGACGACACCGAAGCGAAUACCAAUCGGUGAGCGAUCUCGUCCUGCCAGCCCUGUCCUGCCUCCGGAUAUUCUGAACGGAGGAGCUGUCCUGGCGGCCGCGCUGCAGAAGAAGAUCAACCGAAAACGAAAAGCCACCUCCACAGAGAAUGAAGACUCCCAGGAAGUUCCAACGACGCCAACGCCGCGGCAAUCGGGCAGUAUGGUGAUCCAUCAUGACGACGUCGUGACGCGCAUGAAGAACGUUCAACUGAUCGAACUCGGUCAGCAUCGGAUCAAACCGUGGUACUUUGCUCCGUAUCCCCAGGAAAUGUGUUCCAUGUCGUGCAUCUACAUCUGCGAGUUUUGUCUCAAGUACCGAAAGAGUCGGAAGUGUCUCGAACGGCACAUAAAGAAGUGCAAUCUGCGGCAUCCGCCGGGGAACGAAAUCUACCGAAAGCAAACGAUAAGCUUCUUCGAGAUCGAUGGCAGAAAGAACAAAAGCUACGCGCAGAAUCUGUGCUUGCUGGCGAAGUUGUUUCUGGACCACAAGACACUGUACUACGACACGGAUCCGUUCCUGUUCUACGUGAUGACGGAGUUCGACUCGAGGGGAUUCCAUUUGGUGGGGUACUUUUCCAAGGAGAAGGAAAGCACCGAGGACUACAAUGUGGCGUGUAUAUUGACGAUGCCGCCGUACCAGAGGAAGGGCUACGGCAAAAUGCUCAUAGAAUUUAGUUACGAACUGUCCAAGUUUGAGGGCAAGACUGGUUCCCCGGAGAAACCUCUGUCGGAUUUGGGACUGCUGUCCUAUCGGAGUUACUGGGCUCAGACGAUACUGGAAAUCCUGAUUCUGGCCAAGCCAAUCGGGGAAAACGAGAAACCGCAGAUUACCAUCAACGAAAUCUGCGAGCUGACCAGCAUCAAGAAGGAGGACGUCAUCUCGACGCUGCAGAUCCUGAACCUGAUCAACUACUACAAGGGCCAGUACAUCAUCUGCAUCAACAAGGACACAAUCGACCAGCACAAGAAGGCGAUGGAGAAGCGCAAGAUCCGAAUCGACUCCAAGUGUCUGCACUGGACGCCCAAGGACUGGUCCAAGCGAUCCAAGUGGUAACAGGUCGGUGCGUUGGCUUUAGUGUUUUAUAGUAAAGACAAACUGUGUUCCCCCCACCCCUUUCCUCCCACUCACAAUGCAACCAGCCAGCAUUAGAGCGCCCUCUCAACUCAACUCAACUCAACCCUUUCUUCCUUCCCAUCUACCUUUCUACCUACCUACUUCUGGAUGUGUGCGUUUUGCUUAUUGUGCGAAAAUGUCCAUUGUUCAAGAGCACGGGUCCCUCGUGUCGUGUAGGAACGUUUACCCUUCUACCCCAAUACCUACCU
Ochlerotatus camptorhynchus is the source of this 1721-nucleotide messenger RNA. It is a transcript of the gene Tip60, whose product is annotated as Histone acetyltransferase Tip60. The record is from RefSeq and is a predicted model, not a curated record. Gene Ontology annotation, cellular component: chromatin; MSL complex. Gene Ontology annotation, biological process: negative regulation of DNA-templated transcription; positive regulation of transcription by RNA polymerase II. Bases 85 to 1452 code for a protein of 455 amino acids. Lineage: Eukaryota; Metazoa; Arthropoda; Insecta; Diptera; Culicidae. The transcript is spliced from 5 exons. Gene Ontology annotation, molecular function: transcription coregulator activity; histone H4K16 acetyltransferase activity.